Messenger RNA from Scheffersomyces coipomensis, 1137 nucleotides. RefSeq names its product bifunctional alcohol dehydrogenase/S-(hydroxymethyl)glutathione dehydrogenase (gene FDH3). Gene Ontology annotation, biological process: formaldehyde catabolic process. The coding region runs from base 1 to 1137 and encodes 378 amino acids. The record is from RefSeq and is a predicted model, not a curated record. Gene Ontology annotation, molecular function: zinc ion binding; S-(hydroxymethyl)glutathione dehydrogenase [NAD(P)+] activity. NCBI's taxonomy places the organism in Eukaryota, Fungi, Ascomycota, Pichiomycetes, Serinales, Debaryomycetaceae. Gene Ontology annotation, cellular component: cytosol. The transcript is spliced from 2 exons.
AUGUCUACCGUUGGAAAAACUAUUACUUGUAAAGCUGCCGUUGCUUGGGAAGCUGGAAAGCCAUUAUCAAUUGAAGAUAUUGAAGUUGCUCCACCAAAGGCUCAUGAAGUCCGUAUCAAACUUUCACAUACUGGUGUUUGUCACACUGAUGCUUAUACCUUAAGUGGUAUUGAUCCAGAAGGUGCUUUCCCUGUCGUGUUAGGACAUGAAGGUGCUGGUAUUGUUGAAUCUAUUGGUGAAGGUGUCACCAGUGUUAAAGUUGGUGAUAGUGUUGUUGCCUUAUAUACUCCAGAAUGUAAAGAAUGUAAAUUCUGUAAAUCUGGUAAAACCAAUUUAUGUGGUAAAAUUAGAGCUACUCAAGGUAAAGGGGUUAUGCCAGAUGGUACUUCAAGAUUUACUUGUAAAGGUAAAGAAUUAUUACAUUUCAUGGGUUGUUCAACUUUUUCUCAAUAUACUGUUGUGGCUGAUAUUUCUGUGGUUGCUGUUAAUCCAGAAGCUAAACCAGAUAGAACUUGUUUAUUAGGUUGUGGUAUUACUACUGGUUAUGGUGCCGCUACUAUCACUGCCAAUGUUCAAGCUGGUGAAAAUGUCGCUGUGUUUGGAGCUGGUUGUGUUGGUUUAUCUGUUGUUCAAGGUGCUGCUGAAAGAAAAGCUGCUAAAAUCAUUGUUGUUGAUAUUAAUGAUAAAAAAUCAGAAUGGGCUCAUAAAUUUGGUGCUACUGAUUUCGUCAAUCCAUCUACUUUACCAGAAGGUACUACCAUUGUUGAUAAAUUAAUUGAAAUGACUGAUGGUGGUUGUGAUUUUACUUUUGAUUGUACUGGUAAUGUUAAUGUUAUGAGAAAUGCUUUAGAAGCUUGUCAUAAAGGUUGGGGUACAUCUAUUAUUAUUGGUGUUGCUGCUGCUGGUAAAGAAAUUGCCACCAGACCAUUCCAAUUAGUUACUGGUAGAGUUUGGAAAGGUGCCGCCUUUGGUGGUGUUAAAGGUAGAUCUCAAUUACCUGGUAUAGUUGAAGAUUAUAUGCAAGGUAAAUUAAAGGUUGAUGAAUUCAUAACUCAUAGACAUCCAUUAUCAAACAUCAAUACUGCUUUUGAAGACAUGCAUCAUGGUGAUUGUAUUAGAGCUGUCAUUGACUUAUAA